CCGACAGACUGUAGCAGAUCACAGCAGCUGGAGCGCUGGGUCUGCACCAACAGGUUGGCGUUGUGUGUUUGUGGCUGCAUCACUACACAGACUUCAGAUCUGCAUUAAAUGCAGAUUACGGCCUUCUUUAAUCGUAUAAAUGGCUGCUGGUGCUUUAAGUGUGGCUCAUUGUGCCAUGUUGUGAUGUGCGCGCAGAUAUGCUGGAAGCAGCUUCCUUCUUGUUGUGGUGGAAAAACAGGCAGAGCCUGAAGUGACGCAGAGGAGUGAUGAGUGCGGUGGUGAAGGCUGGUGCAGAGCCUGGUGUUCACACCGCAGACGACCGAGCGUCGCUCAGUGUUUUCAUAGACCGGAUCAGCGUGUUUGUGCUGCGUGCGCUCUGUCGUCCGGUCGGAUGGAGGCCGACGCCGUGCAGGACUUCCGGCGCAGGCUCAAGUACUUCUUCAUGAACCCCUGUGAGAAGUACAGAGCCAGAGGCCGCCGGCCGUGGAAGCUGGCGCUGCAGAUCGUGAAGAUCGUCCUGAUCUCAGCUCAGUUGGUGUCUUUUGGCCUCAGCAACGAAAUGGUGGUGACCUUCACGGAGGAGAACCUGAUGACGCUCAGACACCUGUUCCUCAAAGGGUACGAGGACCAGCGGCAGAGGAGCUACGCUGUUUACACCAAGGCCGACGUGUACGAGCACAUCGGCCACGUCGUCAGCAGGUACGUCCACCUCCCAAAGCUGACGCUGGGCAACCUGGACUAUGAGCGGCUGGAUGGAGCGCAGGCUCCUCUCCUCGUCUGCCAGGUGUUGUACAGCAACAGCAGCAUCGACCCGGAGAACGAGACCUUCCACCUUGAUCCACAUGUUGACACAGACUGCAUUUCCAUCAACCCGCCGCAUUCGAUCCACAACGACAGCCUGUUGUCCGAACUGUCUCUGGAUUUCAGAAGACUGCUAUCAGUGAACAUCUACCUGAGUCUCAAAACAAUCAACCUCCAGACUGUGCGGCACCACGAGCUGCCAGACUGUUAUGACUUCCACAUAAUGAUCGUGUUUGACAACCGUGCACACAGUGGGAGGAUAAAGGUCAGCGUUGAAAGCAACGUGAGGAUCUAUCAAUGCAGAAACUGGGACGUGGAAGGCUCCUCUGAGGAGAAUGACUACAUGCUCGUGUCAUUCGAUGCCGGCGUCAUCGUCGCCUGCUUUGUCUCCCUCGUCCUCUGCACAAGAUCCGUCAUCAGCGGCGUCAGACUCCAAUUUGAGUUUCACGCGUUCUUCCUCACUCACUACCAUAAGUCUGUGACCUGGUCGGAGCGCAUGGAGUUCGUGAACGGCUGGUGCAUCCUGAUAAUUGUCAGUGACACGUUGACCAUCGCUGGGUCAGCGCUCAAGAUAGGAAUACAAACCAAGUUCCUGACCAACUAUGACGUGUGCAGCAUCUUGCUGGGAACGGCCACGAUGCUCGUCUGGGUUGGUGUCAUCCGCUACCUUGGCUUCUUCAAGAAAUACAAUAUUUUAAUCCUGACCCUGAGGGCAGCGCUCCCAAACGUGGUCCGGUUCUGCUGUUGCGCCGCCAUGAUCUACCUCGGAUACUGCUUCUGUGGCUGGAUCGUGCUCGGGCCCUACCACGACAAAUUCCGCACGCUGGGCAAGGUGACCGCCUGCCUCUUCUCUCUCAUCAACGGAGACGACAUGUACGGCACCUUCCUGAAGAUGAGGGACAAGAGCUACGUGGUGUGGCUCUUCAGCCGACUCUACCUCUACUCCUACAUCUGCUUCUUCAUCUACCUGGUGCUCAGCUUGUUCAUUGCUCUCAUCACUGACACCUACGAGACCAUAAAGCAUCACCAGCCAGAUAAGUCGCCGGUGUCCCAGCUUCAGGUGUUCAUGGGAGAGAGCGGCGACCAGCCUGAGUCUGAAGGGUUCCAGGGUGACGGCGAGCCGGCGUCCUGCUGCCUCCCUUCCUGCUGCUCGGGCUGAAACCAGGACAAACACGGGACUGUGCCACAUGUUGGCCACGAGUUAUGCUUGAGAUGAAUUAGCUGAAGCAGGCUCUGAAAUAGCAACAAUAAUGAAAAGUGUAGCCAACAAACUCAUAGGUCCAGUGAUGAUUUAUCAGGGGCGGUAGAAAAUAUAGGAUAAGUUCACACCAUGACUUGACUGAGCGGUAUACACUUAGAAGCUACUUAUAUAGGUCAUUAUUUGUGGUUAUUGUAUGUACAUUAGUUUGUUAUGUUUCUGUAUAGGAUUAUAUAUCUAUAUAUAAUUGCUUUGAUUUUACUUGUUUAUUUCAGGCACAAUCAUUGUCAUUGAUAUUCUGCAAUUUUACUCAAACUUACAUGCAAACACUCCUUUCAUCCUAUUGUACUACAGUAAAGAAUGUAUUAUUACUGA
Molecule: messenger RNA, 2374 nt
Organism: Betta splendens (Siamese fighting fish)
Lineage: Eukaryota; Metazoa; Chordata; Actinopteri; Anabantiformes; Osphronemidae
Gene: mcoln3a
Product: mucolipin TRP cation channel 3a
Exons: 13
Coding region: 392-1960 (522 amino acids)
Cellular component (GO): plasma membrane; lysosomal membrane
Molecular function (GO): NAADP-sensitive calcium-release channel activity
Source: RefSeq, a predicted model, not a curated record